AUGACGAGUUCCACAACAAGUAUAGACUUUCCUUUACGUGAACCUCGAAAUGUUCAAGAACUUGCUGAUUUAAUUCAAGAUACAAUGAUGCAAAUUCAAGAAAAAUUCGGACAAAUGAGUGAUUCAAUUAUGAAAAGAAUUGAUGAUAUGGGUCAACAAAUUGAUGGUCUCGAAAGUAAUAUAGCACAUAUCAUCUCAUUAACAAGUGCUGAAUCAUCAUAA
Molecule: messenger RNA, 222 nt
Organism: Rotaria sp. Silwood2
Lineage: Eukaryota; Metazoa; Rotifera; Eurotatoria; Philodinida; Philodinidae
Source: the annotation of a GenBank genome assembly